Molecule: messenger RNA, 3118 nt
Organism: Macroventuria anomochaeta
Lineage: Eukaryota; Fungi; Ascomycota; Dothideomycetes; Pleosporales; Didymellaceae
Exons: 6
Coding region: 1-2694 (897 amino acids)
Cellular component (GO): cytoplasm
Molecular function (GO): metal ion binding; ATP-dependent chromatin remodeler activity; ATP binding
Source: RefSeq, a predicted model, not a curated record
AUGGCAGGGUCGAGUCGCCAGCAGACACUUCCUUAUGCACUGAGUCGUCCAACACAAUCGAAUGUGAUUGACCUGACGCAAUCGAAUCCUCCCACGCCAGAUCCAUUCCCAGAGCUUGACAAUGCUUUCCAGGCAGGUGUUUCCCAGCCGGUCGACGCCUUCAGGCUGGAGUUCAUGCCUGAGCAAGAGCUUGCGCAGUUCCUGUUAGCUCCUACUCCAGCUGGUACAAGCUAUGCUUUUCAACAACCGCCACCUAUUCAGCAAUCCGUAACUGGUUCAGCUUAUGGAGCUUACGUAGCGCCGGAAGUGCCCCUCUACAUUGGCAACGCCGACAAGCCAUGGGCGCCGAGUGACAACGAGGACGAGUACGCGAUUCCUCUCACGACCGACGAAGCUCAGGCUGUUGAGAACCUCCUCGGUAACGUUUCAGCGCAUGAUGCCGAAGACGCACCUGAGCGCCGUGAACAGACGCCUCGCACCAUGUGCUCUGAGCUCAAAGAAUAUCAGAAGAUUGGGCUCACUUGGCUCAUCAAGAUGGAGACUGGCACCAGCAAAGGCGGUAUUCUAGCGGACGGCAUGGGUUUGGGAAAGACUGUGCAAGCGAUCUCCCUCAUCUGUGCUCGACCGUCUGAUGAUCUAAUCCGCAAGACCACCCUCAUCAUCGCACCUGUUGCCCUCAUGCGGCAGUGGGAGAAAGAGAUAGAACGCCACGUUCACCCGAGGUCUCGACUCAAGGUGUACAUCUAUCACGGCAGUGGCAAGAAUGCAGACUUCGCCAAGCUCCGCCAGUAUGAUGUAGUUCUCACAACCUUUGGCAUCCUGGCAUCCGAAUUUAAACAGAAGGAGACACGGAAGGAGUCUAUGAGGCAUCUGGAGGAGCAGCGGACCGGUGUUCGCCGCAAGGCUAAGGAGAAAUUGGCUCUGCUUGGCCAUGAAUGCAUGUGGUACCGCGUCAUUAUCGACGAAGCACAAUGCAUCAAGAACAGGCAGACGAUUGGCUCGAAGGCUGCUCACGAUCUGAUGGCGAUACACCGUCUGGUCAUGACGGGAACACCAAUGAUGAACACAAUUGAUGAGCUAUUCCCGCUCAUUCGGUUCCUUAGAAUCCCUCCAUACAACGAUUGGUCCAGGUUCAAUAAGGAAUUUGGCAAGCCGCUACGAAGUACUCAUCCCGAAACUCGAAAGCGCGCAAUGCAGCGCGUGCAAGUCCUGCUGAAGUCACUGAUGCUUCGACGCCAGAAGGACUCCAUCAUCGAUGGCAAGAUCGUCUGCAAGCUUCCGCCGAAGCACCUCUCGAAAGAAACUGUUGAGUUCAGCGAUGAGGAGAUGGAGAUUUACAAAGCUCUCGAGACCAAGUCCCAGAUCCAACUCAACAAGUAUCUCGAGAAAGGUACACUGUCAGCCAACUACGCAAACGUUCUCGUCCUACUCCUGCGUCUCCGCCAAGCCUGCUGCCACCCGCACCUCAUCAAAGAUCUUAGUCAGCCUGCCACCGAGAACAUCGCAGAAGACGACCUCUUGAGCCGAGCUCAGGCUCUAGCUCCAGACGUGAUCAUGAGAUUGCAGAUCGCGGAGGGAUUCGAGUGUCCAAUCUGUCUGGAGGCAGAUCUCAACCCAACAAUCAUCGUGCCCUGUGGUCACACCGUCUGCGGAGAGUGCGUGCAGAAGCUCGUCGAUCCAAAUCGUGGCAUUAGAGAUGGUCGUGAGAACGCCGGCGCAGCAAAGUGUCCGCACUGCCGCGGGGAGCUGAAGGCCUCCAUGAUCACUGACUAUAAACACUUCUGCAAGGUUCACGCUCCGGAGAAGCUGGACCCGGCCGAGCGGGCCGCUUCAGAGGAGCUUGUGGACGACGACUCUGACUCUGAAUCUGACUCAGACUCAGCUGAAGAAGAGGAUGAUGACGUUGACCAGAAUGGCAAUCUUGCUGACUUCGUUGUCCCCGACGAGGAAGAGUCUGAAUACGAAUCCGAUCAUGCAGAUGAUGACGAGGUCUCGGAGCCUGGUCCCUCCGCUAAGUCCAAGAAGAAGAAGAAGCGCGGCAAGGGCAAGGGUAAAGCCAAAGCUAAGCCUAAGGUCACUCUGGCGCAGCUCAAGAAAGAGUCCCUCCGCAACAAGGCUGCCAAACAGAAGUACCUGCGUCGCUUGCGGAAGAGCUGGAUCACGUCCGCCAAGAUUGAGAAGACGAUGGAGCUUGUGAGCGACAUUGCUGCGAAGGAUCCGACCGAGAAGAUGCUCAUCUUCAGCCAGUUCACUUCACUUCUCGACCUUCUCGAAGUGCCGAUGUACGAGAGGAAGCUGAAGUAUCAGCGCUACGACGGUAGCAUGUCGAUGGGUGACCGAGCCGAUGCCGUUGAGAAGUUCAUGGACAGUCCCGAUGAAAGGAUCAUGCUCUUAUCGCUCAAGGCAGGUAACGCUGGCCUCAACCUUGCUAAGGCCUCUCAAGUCAUUCUCUUAGAUCCUUUCUGGAACCCAUACGUCGAAGAGCAGGCUAUUGAUCGCGCUCACCGCAUGCCUCAGAAUAGGGAGGUUACCGUUCAUCGUGUUUUGGUCCCUGAGACCGUGGAAGAUCGCAUUUGCGAGAUUCAAGACAAGAAACGCGAAAUAAUCGACACCGCUCUGGACGAGAGAAGUAGCAAGAACCUCACCCGUCUCGACGCUCGUGAACUCAGGUUCCUCUUUGGCAUGGGCCGUUAGACGAACACGCUUACCGGAGAACCGCUUAUGUUGGAUCUACUGGGAUUUGUGAUGACUUUCAACCCUUCUAGGGAUCACGGUCCCUUAAAGAAAUGGACCACUGCGCUGCUUUUGGUCGCAGCAAGGAUGGUCUUUACGCAACGACACGUUUCGCUGGCCAAUCAUCUCACUAACCACACUUUGCUUUUUCACACGCUUGGCGUUCACAUUUGCGGCUCACCAUAUUCUCGCAUCUUGAUACCCGAUCUACACGGAUCACGGGAGUGCCCACUCGGGCGCUCAUGAUGGCAGGGUCACGAUGGUAACGGGCGUUCAAGGAUGUUUUGAGAAGGGCAAGAUGAUUUCAAGGCGGCUAUGGUGUUCCGGUCCAGGACAUACGUGCGCCUGCUUAGUAGACGAUGACUGCAACGACAACAGUAUCAAA